Messenger RNA from Daphnia magna, 5471 nucleotides. RefSeq names its product tyrosine-protein phosphatase 99A. The record is from RefSeq and is a predicted model, not a curated record. The transcript is spliced from 20 exons. Gene Ontology annotation, molecular function: protein binding; protein tyrosine phosphatase activity. Lineage: Eukaryota; Metazoa; Arthropoda; Branchiopoda; Diplostraca; Daphniidae. Gene Ontology annotation, biological process: protein dephosphorylation. The coding region runs from base 587 to 4723 and encodes 1378 amino acids.
UUGCCGACUUGCCGUCGUCCUGACAGCACACGCCGGUUGUUAGCGUCUCAUUCGAUUUUCUCACUCGUGUCAAACAUUUUGUUGUUUCUUAACUUGGAAUUUCAGUUUUUUUUAUUGGACAAUAUUUUUUUUCAAGGCUUUGGGGGGAGUUUUGAUUGGCAAUUUGAUCGUGUUUGUUUCCAACAAAAAAAAAAAAUUGGAUAUAUCGUGUGCGAGUGUGGAUUGUUUGCCAAUUAGUGUCUUUGUGCUACUAAAGAGAAAAAAAAACAAACAGACAAAGUGAGGAAACGAUGUUUGUUGAUCCGGGUCGUGAUCGUAGACGCGUAGCGGCGCGAGUCAAUUGAAUCUGAUUCGGGAAAAAAAAGGGAACAAAUAAAAAAUAAAAGGAUUGAAGUGUCUUCUUUUAGAAGAAAAAGAAAACAAUCUGACAUCGACAUUAGUCAUUUUUGGUUUGAUUUUUUUCGUUUUCGUGAUGCUUUUAUGAGAGAAUAAAAGAGGGGCCCAUCCCGUCAUCAUUCACGAAAGUCUAGUAGUGUAUCACACCUCAUCUUUUUGUUUUCCCCAAUCUCAAGGUUCAACUGCCGUGAUGAAGUACCAGCUCAACAAGACUAUACCGGCGGCCGUAGUGUUGAUGCUGCUGAGCCUCUUGAGCUCUCACGUCGGCGCCAACAUCUUCGAUAUAUCGGCAUUGUCCUACCAGACGGUGGUGGUUAAAGCUGGCCACAGUGUCAAUUUAACAUGUCCGGGUGUUAGCGAACUGUCUCUCAUUUCAGCGCUGGAAUGGCGCUGUCAGGGAUGUAAUUUAGCGCCUUCGACGUCGUCGUCUUCUUCUUCUUCGUUGGCUUCGAUGAACGGCACGAGAAAUUCGGCUGGCGGAGGAUCGCACGGCGAAACGUCUGCCGUCAAACUGGUCGAGUACAGCAACAACGCGGUCGUCGUCUGGAACAAUCAGGACAGGAUGUCGCUCGACUCGCAAACGUACGCGCUCCUCUUUUUCCCCGUCCGCCAUUACGAUCACGGAGAGUACACGUGUUUGGUCAACGAACGCCGACGUCCCGACACCAUUAUUCACCUCGUCGUUCAAGAUGUUCCUGAUCCGCCGGGUCGACCGCUAAUUAUGGGCUUCACGUCUCGAUCGGUCAACCUCUCCUGGGCGCCCAGUCUCAGUUCACACGGCAGUCCCAUCAGCCAUUACAUCAUCCAUACCAGGGUGGGCGAAGAAGGUGAAUGGGACGUCCAGAACGCGCUGGUCACGUUGACGAAUGCGACCAGUUCGCAAGUCAUAGGAUUGCUGCCUUACACCGUCUACAGUUUCCGUGUUGUCGCUAUUAACGCUCUCGGGCCGAGCACUCCCAGCCGAGAAUCGUAUUACAUGGUCACCCUACGAGAAGUUCCCGAUGGCAAGCCGCAAGUGAUGGCGGCACAUAAUUCGAGUUCAACGUCAAUCUAUCUCAACUGGAAGCCGCCGCCGAAAUCCAGCAUUCACGGAGAAUUUCUUGGAUACCGGUUGGCGUACAAAGAACGCGACGACCCCAGCUCUGAGUCGGUUCAAGAGAUCUUCCUUAGAGAUCCUAGCAUUGAAAGCCACGCCAUACAAGGCUUGCAGACAUUCACGCAGUACAUGAUUUCACUUCAAGUUUUCAAUCCGGAAGGACUGGGUCCGAGUUCGACAGUAAUCGUCAUGACCGACGAAGGAGUUCCUGGAAAGCCUCUGAAUGUAUCAAUUGGUGAUGUCAAUGAUUCUACAAUUGCCCUCAGCUGGUCUGAACCUGAAAAUCCAAAUGGUCUUAUUAAGGGCUAUCGAAUUUAUUUCAUGAGAAAGAAUUUCACUGAUGUCCAGACUGUUCGCAAUGGAGAGAAAUUUCAGAAGUUUGUUCUGACUGACCUAGAACCCUAUAUGGAAUAUAAGCUUUGGUUGAAAGCAUUUACCUGGAAGCAUGAAGGUGAACCAUCCGAACCAAUUGUUGUUCAGACUGAUGUUCGUGGUCCGAGUGCUCCACGUAUUGCCAACCUGACAUGCCACAAUGCAGACACACUGUUUUUACAGUGGCAUAGACCCUCCAUCUAUAAUAAAUCUAUUGAUUUGUACUACAUUUACUAUAGAAGAGAGGAUGCAUGGGAUUUUGAAGAAUUGGCUGUGGCAACUACGACAGAUCGUCUUGACCACAUGAUGUUCCUUCCGAAUUUGACGACGAACGUGAUGUAUGAAGUUAAAAUUCGAGGUGCCACUCGAAGUCUGUUUUCGCCCUCCAAAAUCUAUCCUGGUCUAUUCUCAGAAUCUCGGAAGAUCUUUGUAGCGCUCGACUGUGACCGGCUAUCGUUGUCUCACGUUCAGAGCGGAAGUGAAAUUUACAGUCAAGAAAUUGAAUUAAGUGCUGGCAUGGUUGCUGCCAUGGUUUGUGCAUCAUUUGCACUACUUCUUGUAAUAUUAGCAUUCGUUCUGUGGCGGAAGUAUUUCCAGGCUGCUUACUACUACCUUGAUGACGGACCACCCACGACACCCCCGCUUAACCAACCAGCGUGGGAUGGAGGUGAACCUCCAACACACAACAAUAUGACCAUAAUUGUCGAUGAUGAUUCAGAUUUUGCUGAAAGUAAAAACAAAGAAUUCGGCGUCAAUGCGAAAGGGCCCAUUCCAGUGCCACUCUUCCCCCAACAUGUCGCCACACUGCAUGCCGAUGGCGACAUUGGCUUUUCCAAAGAAUACGAAGCCAUUCAAAGUGUCUCCUUUCAAGGAGAACUCAAUUCGGAGCAUUCAAUGAACGAGGAUAACAAGAAUAAAAACCGCUACUUGAACAUCGUUGCGUAUGAUCACUCCAGGGUCCAACUUAGGCCUUUGCCUGGUCAAAAGAAAUCGACCGAUUACAUCAACGCUAAUUACAUCGAUGGCUUUCAGCAAUGCAGAGGUUACAUUGGAACACAAGGCCCAUUACCGUCCACUUUUGACGCUUUUUGGAGAAUGAUUUGGGAACAGAGGGUAGCGGUUAUUGUUAUGAUUACCAACCUAGUGGAACGCGGACGGAGAAAAUGUGAUAUGUACUGGCCCAAAGAAGGGGUGGAAACUCACGGAGUUAUUCAAGUCAAAUUAGUCAAUGAAGACGCCAGAGCCACCUACACAAUCAGAACUUUUUCGAUUAGGCAUUUAAAGUUGAAGAAGAAGAAAUCUCAGAACGCAGAGCGAAUCGUCCUCCAAUUCCAUUAUACCAAUUGGCCCGACCAUGGCACUCCAGAACAUCCGCUACCUAUUUUGAGCUUUGUUCGCCAGUCGGCGGCAGCUAAUCCGAUUGGAGCUGGGCCAAUCAUCGUUCACUGCAGUGCAGGAGUUGGCCGCACUGGAACUUACAUCGUCCUGGAUGCCAUGCUUAAGCAAAUUGAAUGCAAAAAUGAAUUGAAUAUUCGCGGAUUUCUGUGUCACAUCCGCAAUCAACGCAACUUCCUCGUACAAACCGAAGAGCAAUAUAUAUUUAUCCAUGAUGCCCUACUUGAGGCCAUUCAAGCUGGAAAUACCAAUGUCCACAGCAGUCAGUUGACACGUUACCUCCAGUUACUCCAGAGUGGCUUGCCGGCUUCGCUCUUGUCAGACAAGAUUAUUGGAAGCAAUUCUACCGCAAGUACGCUUGACACAACCACCACAACCAUGACUAUGAAUUCCAUUGGCAGCCAGGAAGAUUUGUGGUUGCUGCUCGAUCACCAAUUCCAUUUGGUUACAAAUUUCCUUGUCCAAGAUUUCCACCUUUCAUCUGCCGUCAAAAAUUGCAACGUUCACAAAAACCGCAAUGCAGCUCUCGUGUCCGUGGAAAGUGCCAGAGUUUAUCUCACUCCCAAGCCAGGCGUUGAAGGAAGCGAUUACAUCAAUGCGACGUGGUUACAAGGGUAUCAAAAGUUAAAAGAGUUCAUCGUUACUCAACAUCCCUUGGAAGCCACUGUCAGUGACUUCUGGCAAAUGGUCUGGGACCAUAAUUCACAGACGGUCGUCGUCCUUUCUGACACAACGGAUGAUGAUUACCAAGUGUUUUGGCCGCUAAAACAGGUGGACGUGGAGUUUGAAAACUUUCGCGUCCGGUUCAUUGACGAACAUAAAAUCCAGUUGCCAGCAGUUGGCAACCAUCCAGCACAUCCUGACGAAUAUGUCACUCAGAUUGAAGUCGCUGCCCAAUCGCUUCAGGAUGACUAUGAGCUGCGAGUACGGAUUUUUUACUGCCCCAGCUGGCCGUACCGUGGUGCUGCAAACCCAGACUUGGCUGCCCUUUUUCGGCUGCCAAAGCUAGUGAUUGAUUCACAUCAGCAGUAUCAGAACGGCCCUGUUGUUGUAGUGGACCGUUUCGGUGGUACCGAGGCAGCUACACUCUGUGCAUUAACGACGUUGAUGCAGCAGCUAUCACGCGACCAACACGUCGAUGUCUACAUGUAUGCCAAGCUGUAUCAUAGUAAGCGACCCAAUGUGUGGCCUUCCCGGGACGAUUAUAUGUUUCUUUACCGCUGCGUCGAGGCCCUUCACCAUCACUUGCCGGUGCCACCGUCGACUCCACCGACGCUCCAUACUUCGUUUAGCUUGCCACUCCAACUCAACGGCUAUGCUGGUGGCGGUAUCGGUGACACGGUGAGUUUGACAUCUCUUCCACCGUUGUGCACUACGCCGAGCGCCACCAGUCCGAACGGCGACGUCGUUUGUUUCAGAAUACCACCGGAUGGUAUGGAACAAGAAAUGGUGGACGUUGUUUGAAAGUUUGCCAAUUGCCGAGGGAGAGGUCCCUUUGGUGGUUUCCGUCUCUCGUUCAACACGUUGACGAGUGCCAAAAAAUGGGGUUGCAACACCAGUGAGUGCAAGACCGCUGCUAAGUAUUCGUCUACUGCUCCCUUUAUAUAUAUAUACUCCCUGUUCGUGUGUGUUUUUCGUUCUCUUUCGUGUUUAUUAUUUUCCUUUUCGUUCGUUUCUAGUCAACAAUCUGCACAAUUUUCUUUAAGAAGAAAAAAUUCACGGUUUUUUACGAUCCUAUACUUUUCUUUUCCCUUUCUGCGCGAUUCCAUUUAUUCUUCGGAUUGGGAAGAAUCCAACUGACAGAUUCAGAUUUUUUUUUUUUGACGAGUUUUCUAUAGUGUAUGAAUGGGAUGGGAUCAAGGGUAAUUCGUUACCGAAGACUAAUAUAGAUUGAGUUGAAUAUUAUCAAAUGUAUCUCAGGCUCAAAUGAAUUCGCACUUUGUAACGAUCUCCGAUUGACAAGAUUAGAAAAAAUUCUUCUUCCUCUUGGUUUGCUUUCUUAUUGUCUUUUCAUACUGUCCCUCGACCCUCGAAACCUUCGUCGCGCAUUUCGUUGCAUUAUAUAUUUAUAUAAAUAAUACGCAUCCAUGUACAAUGAUGUGUCUGUGCAUUUUCUGCGACUCGUUCACCUCUGUUCCCUCUGUAUGGUGGCAAAAUAUUUUGAAACUUGUCUUUAUAUUAGACAUCAAAUAUAUGGCUAAGUGAAGCUUUA